Penicillium cinerascens is the source of this 1743-nucleotide messenger RNA. RefSeq lists its product as uncharacterized. The transcript is spliced from 5 exons. Lineage: Eukaryota; Fungi; Ascomycota; Eurotiomycetes; Eurotiales; Aspergillaceae. Bases 1 to 1743 code for a protein of 580 amino acids. Gene Ontology annotation, molecular function: ATP binding; protein serine/threonine kinase activity. Gene Ontology annotation, biological process: intracellular signal transduction; protein phosphorylation. The record is from RefSeq and is a predicted model, not a curated record.
AUGGAUAAUUCACAUCUCGGCACUUUGUUUUGUUUACCUCAAGACAUUUCUGACGAAGUUAUAAGAACGUUGCCAUUAACUGGACCGGACCGGGAUGAAGAGAUCCGCCCACUGAAGGAUCGUGGUAUAUUACAAGUUGAUGGCAAAGAAAGGUUUGAGAAACUGGCAAACCGCAUUUUUGAAUAUAUGUGGGACAAGGUUGAAUCCGAAGUUUCCGGCCUCGACGUAUCCGGACUAGGUUCAAACUGGAAGUUGCGGAACACUCAAUAUUUCCGGAUACAAGACACAAGGAUCUCAUGCCCAGAAUCUGAGGGGACGAGGACCUCGACAAUAUCCUCUUCAUCCGGUAGAAUGAGCCCAGACUCCGGAUCUGCAGCGAUGAUAUCCCCAGUAUAUUCUCCACCAGAACCAGAAAGCACCGCUGACGAUGGUGGGGCGACAUGCCAGGCUACAGCAAUUUGCUUGCAAGAUUCAGAGGCUGUAGCUGGGGUAGAAUGCACAUUCAACCUGUUCCAGAACGUCGAGCCACUACAGACACCGCACGGACAGCAAAUCUCAUAUCCCAUGACCGGGGUAGACAGCACAUUCAACCUGUUCCAGAACGUCGAGCCGUUGCAGACGCCACACGGGCAGCAAAGCUCAUAUCCCAUGACCGGGGUAGACAGCACAUUCAACCUGUUCCAGAGCGUCGAGCCGUUGCAGACACCACACGGGCAGCAAAGCUCAUAUCUCAUGACUGGGGUAGACAGCACAUUCAACCUGUUCCAAAACGUCGAGCCGUUACAGACGUCGCACGGGCAGCAAAACUCAUAUCCUAUGCCUGGGGUGUUCCAGAACAUCGAGCCGUUGCAGGCACCGCACGGGCUGCAAGCAAAAAGGGGAGGUCAUCAUGAGGAUGACGAAGAGCGAUUGGAAUCUGACGUCGGCUGGUGUGCCGGAGAGGGUCCUCACAAGAUCACUAUUCGACGAGCCACUCAACGCCCGGAUAAUUACAAGCUCUUGAUUAUUGGAAUAUUUGCUGAAGUAUACCUUUUGGACAACAAGAUCAUCAGAAAGGUCCCCCGGAGUGAGAGUGAAGAAGAUAUGCGACCGAUCAUCCGCGAAGCUAUGGUUUAUGAAAGACUCAGCGUUCAUCCACGAAUUGCUGAAUGGCUCUCUAGAGGCAGAUCUGACUAUAUCGACGUCAAAUAUUAUCAGCAUGGCGACCUUGCAAAUUAUUGUCAGAAAUACACGAUCACUGCUGAACUUCAAUCAAAAUGGUUCCAGCAGAUCCUGGAAGCUAUCGUCGUUAUUCAUAGCUAUGGUGUUAUUCAUUCGGAUCUCGCACUACGGCAGUUUUUCUUGGAUGACGAAUUGAAUUUACGACUUGGCGACUUUAACUCUUCUCAGUGCCCAGGUCACCUCGCUCUAGGCUACGAGAAAGCAUCACACUGCCUGCCACGAGAUUAUGACCUUCCGAACACUGAAGCCUCCGACAUCUUUGCUUUAGGGUCUACACUAUACGAGCUAGUUGCUGGAAAGGCCCCAUAUGGCGAACUUGCUGGGCCCAAAUCCGACAAUCCGGAUGUGAUCAAAGCACAAAUCCAACGACAGCACGAAGUGGACCAUGAAAUUGAAGCUCGAUACAAAAGCCAUAUUUUCCCUAAUAUCUCUGGUUUGUUCGGUGGGCAAAUCAUAUUAGGUUGCUGGAGGGGCGAUUUUUCUAACGCGAAUGAAGCGCUUGAUCUGUACAUAAAUAGUUAG